GAGACUAGGGAAAGAAAAGGUGGUUCACUCGCCCCGUCUCUCUCGUCUCGUCUCUCCCUCUCCCUUCCUCCCACCGCCACCGCCACCGCCACCGCCCCCAUCGGCUUCGCGCCUUCGAAGCCUCAACGUUAGACCACCGUACGCACGCCUCUCCUCCCCGCAACAACCCACGCCAUCGCUCGCUCUCCGCUGCACGUCCUCGGCGGCUAAGCUCGUUGGCAACCACCCGCGCCUCUGGAUGAUGUCAGAUCAAGUGGAAGUUGGAAGCAUAAUGGAAGAGCAUGGAGAGAAGAAAGGUAAGUCAAAGAGACUUGUCAGGAAAAAACAGAAGGAUAACAAGUUAAGGGAUGAAGGAGACCAAUUACAGGAAACAAACAGUGCACCCGACAGGAGCGAGGUCGAUCAUACUUCUGUGGUGGAUGACCAUUCUCAAGGAAUCAGUAGCAUGUCUAAGAAGGCUAACAAGAGGAAGAGGAAGAAAAGCAAUCAAAACUUGUCAGAAGAAGGUGAUCUGCUACUGAGAAAGAAUGAUGAAACUGAUAAGGAGGAGGUUUAUCGUAUCUCGUCAGGGAACAAGGAUACUUCAGAAGGAAUGAAGAGUAAUGGUGAGACUGGUGAUGGGGUUGUGGAGGAUGAUUUGAAUGAGCCAACCAUGGGAGAAAAGCUUGAAAAAUUAAAUUUGGUAGAUGGUGGAAUAAACAUGAGCCAUGAAAAACAAGACCUCACCCCUCUUGCCCAGCCUCGCGCUGACUCUGUUAAUGUUUUGCUCAAGCAAGCAUUGCAUGCUGAUGACCGUGCCCUCCUCUUAGAUUGCUUAUAUACACAAGACGAGAAGGUUAUAGCUAAUUCUAUCUCUCUUUUGAACCCAUCUGAUGUUCUUAAGCUUCUGCAAUUCCUCAUAUCCAUAGUUGAAUCCAGGGGUGCUGUGCUUGUAUGUGCUCUUCCCUGGCUGAGAAGACUACUGCUUCAGCACUCUAGUGGAAUAGUGUCACAGGAAGCUUCGCUGGCUGCCUUGAAUUCUCUGUAUCAGCUCAUUGAAUCGAGAGUGUCGACCUUUCGGCCAGCUCUUCAACUAUCUGUCUCUUUGGACGUCCUUUACGCAGGAGUAAUCGAUGAGAAAGAGGAGGAAGAUACUCCAGUGAAACCAGUGAUUUAUGAAGACCAUGACAGUGAGGAAGAGGGAUCAGAAGAUGCAAUAAUGGACAUCGACCAUCAUAGCCCCGAGGAGGAAACAUCUGACAUAGUAUUCGAAGGAGAUAGUGAUGCUGAUGAAAUGAGCGACUAAGUUGGUUGACAAGCCAUAAGAAUGAGGUCCAUAGGGAUACAUUAGAAGGAAGUGUAUAUUCCUUAUAUGGAAUUUGAUACUGGUCCAAGCAGAGUGCAGUGGCCACAAGGAUGCGUUUGUUCUUACGGACCCUAGGUGGUUAUGUCAGAGGAGACACUAUUCUUACAUGGAUAUAGACUUAGUGAAGAUGCUGGAGGACUCAGGCUGUGACUAGAAUACUGCAGAAAUGAGCGCAGCAUGUCAAGUCACUAAUUCCUUCAAGUUUUGUUCUGAUCUCAUUUUUGUUGUCCUUAUGCGAUGUGCCAUAGACUCCUACUCUAUUACCAAGAAAUGCUCAGAGAGCUGCUGUUUUCCUCCCUUUUCCGGUUGAUGCCUUACUCUUGAUAACAGAGGCUUUUAGUGUUGUUUGAUAUCACUACUCCUUCCACUCGUGUA
Molecule: messenger RNA, 1720 nt
Organism: Rhodamnia argentea
Lineage: Eukaryota; Viridiplantae; Streptophyta; Magnoliopsida; Myrtales; Myrtaceae
Product: WD repeat-containing protein 43
Exons: 9
Coding region: 239-1285 (348 amino acids)
Biological process (GO): maturation of SSU-rRNA from tricistronic rRNA transcript (SSU-rRNA, 5.8S rRNA, LSU-rRNA)
Cellular component (GO): nucleolus
Source: RefSeq, a predicted model, not a curated record